AUGUCACAAAACUCUGAUGGAGACGAUGAGGCAAGUUAUUCAGUGUCAUCGGACAAUACAGGUGAAAAUUUACUGAUACGUAAAAAAGUUCCAGCUUCUCAGUCUUAUUUUGUGGAGCACUUCAGCCCUAACGAUGAGGGACCCCGAUCAAACGCCAUGGGAUCAAAUACAGUCAAUACAUGUGCAGAAACAAGCCCGAAGCGUAUUACAGAAAGCAUUUCAGUACGAAAUUCCUUACUCGAGGAAAGAAAGAUUACCCCGAGGGCUUCACAAACCAACAGUCAGAUAAGACUUUCGCAAUUGUCCAAAGGAACAGUUACAUCGAACGAAAGCAACCAACAAGAUCCAAGCUCACCAAACAGUUCGAGGACUGUUUCAACAUCUGUACUUCUGAAUGGAGGUGAAGAAGAUAACAGUUAUAGCAAUGAUAAAGCUAAAUUAGAGACUACAGAUGAAAGAAGAAUUUCCACGUUCAUGCCACCCUUAAUAUUAAAGGAAGUCUCAAGUACAGUCAUGCAAAAGAAAGAUUCGAUGACAUCGACGAAAACAAAAAACUACAAAUUCGAAGAAGCUGUGCAACUGCUGGAGAAAGAAGCCAAAUAUCACGAUAUUCAAACGUCAUUUACAAAUCCAGUUCUGCAAGAGGACGAUUUCCAACCACAGCAAUAUAACAUAAUUAAAAAGGCAUCAAACGCUUCGUUGAGGAUUGAUACUGAUAUAGGUCAAAGUACACCGCCACCGAAAAGGCGAGAAAACGCAACCCACAGUCCAUCACUCCUGAAUAAAAUUCUAGUACCGUCUUCAAACUAUGAUGCUAAGAUUGAAAUACCUGCAUUAAGAUCUGUUUCUGGAAGUGCACACGCCAGUCCAAACGUUGCCACAUUGGAAGGAUUCAAGCCAGUGUCACCGGUCAUGCCCGAGAGAGCAAGAUUAGCUAAAAUAACUAGAGUUACAGAUUCUCAGAUUGACGUGGCUGUGGAUUUGUUGCAAGUCUACAAGAACGAUAUGAAUGCACAUUCAUACAAAGUUGAUCUAGAGGCGAAUACCGGAUCAUUGUCAAGCACUGGUCACAGCAGAAAAAUAAGCUCGGCGCAUCCUUCCAUAAGGCCAGUACCAAUACAGCACAUUAGCACAGCAUCAAUUCAUUCGUUUGAUUCUCAAAAGUUGCAAUUUUAUGAGAUAUAUAGCAUACCCAGGAUAAUUGGCAUUCUGAUAUGCUGCUUCAUUGUUCCAACACUGUUUUUCAUGAUUUCAGUGGGCAAAAAGGGAGGAAUUUCGGAUUAUAGAUUAAUGAGAAUGAUUAUCAAUAGAAAGCAUCGGGUUGGGAAACUAAAGGGGUUUGAAUGGAAUAUAGAUAUAGAUUGGUUCAGGAAUAUGUGCUUGGUACUAGGGGCAGUUGAAGUACUUGGUAUACUUGCGUCCAUUGGUUCGGGGAUUGGAGUUGCUAUCAAACGACAGUCGUCCGGUUGA
Molecule: messenger RNA, 1470 nt
Organism: Zygotorulaspora mrakii
Lineage: Eukaryota; Fungi; Ascomycota; Saccharomycetes; Saccharomycetales; Saccharomycetaceae
Exons: 1
Coding region: 1-1470 (489 amino acids)
Source: RefSeq, a predicted model, not a curated record